Gasterosteus aculeatus aculeatus (three-spined stickleback) is the source of this 2295-nucleotide messenger RNA. It is a transcript of the gene tmem74, whose product is annotated as transmembrane protein 74. The record is from RefSeq and is a predicted model, not a curated record. Lineage: Eukaryota; Metazoa; Chordata; Actinopteri; Perciformes; Gasterosteidae.
UUUCUUCAGUCCGAUGAGCUGUUUUGUUGGGGAUUAGAGGAAGAUAAAGCCACGUUGUGCGCGACUGGUCCAGCCUUCAUGCAGCGGAGCACCUCACGUCCUCUGCUGAAUUCAAAUAAAGUGUGGACGAGGGGAUGCUGUGGAGUGAAAGCAUCGUGGGAGGAAGGCUCGCAGUCAACCGGCAGGUGGUGGAACACGAAUGGCUUCUCCGGCGCCGCUUCCCACAGACGAUCCGGCCGACGUCCUUGACCGGAUUUCCAGCACGCUGCACGGCCGCACGACGAGCGGAUCAACAGGAGGAGCGGCCCCGAGGGAGGGUGGCUGUAACGCGGCCCGCAGCUGCCAUGGCCGGUGUCAUUCAGCACCAAGGACGGCGCUGCGCAGGGGAGGCGCAGAGGUUAAACUCGCUCACCCCUGCGAGGAGAAAGUGCGGAUUUGUUGCGACGAGGAAUUAGAGACAUCGUUCAGCUAUGUUGACGAGAACGUUAACCUACGGCUGGCCAGCCCGGACGCUAGUUGUAAAAGUACUCACAGAACCGUGCACAACGGCGAGCCUUGCUCCGAGACUUUUCCGGAGCUUUCCUUCAUGUCCGAGGACGAUCUCUCCUUCGGGGAGGGCCCCGGGUCUUCCACGGACUACGGCUUCAUCAGUGCGGUCACGUUCUUGGUGACCGGGAUCUCCUUGGUGAUCAUCUCCUACGCCGUGCCACGCGACGUGGAGGUGGACCGUGACAGCGUGUCGGCGAGGGAGAUGGAGAAGCUGGAGAUGGAGAGUGCCCGGAUAGGUGCCCACCUGGACCGGUGCGUCAUAGCGGGGCUUUGCCUGCUCACGCUGGGUGGCGUGGUGCUCUCCACGCUGCUGAUGAUCUCCAUGUGGAAGGGGGAGAUGUACCGGAGGAAGGUGGUCGCUUAUUCCAAGCGUUCAGCUAAACUGUACGGCUCCAUCAGCCUGAAAACGAGAUCCAGUCCCAGCCACUCCUCUGCGCGCUUCUCACUGGAGGAGGACAUUGAGGAGACUUUGGCUUAGAAUGCUCUGUGUAUAAACCUUUUGUGUAUAAGAGGAAUUAAUGCCGUUCACACACACACACACACACACACACACACACACCAUCUAACGUACUGUUCCCUGAAAGUAUACAUUCAGAGUGUAUUAUUCUGUAGAAAUAGAUCAUUAUAUAUCCACGUGGCAUACAGGAAGGAUGAGAGCACUCAAGGGCAAAAAUGAGGGAAUGCUAAAAAAAUAUGGCAACAAAUGCCCAAAUUGUCAAAUUUAAAAUGUCAUAAAAGUGAUCACAAAGAAUGUCAAUAGCUUUGUGUCACAAACGCUGGAUCAGUUUGGGGUUUUUUUUUUGACCCAGGAUGCAAUCUUUGAGAGCUUUCAUUUAUUAUUUAGGCUAUUCAUAUUUAAUGUGCAUGUCUCCAACAGACACAUUUCAGGAAGCUAGGGAAGUGUGUGUCCGCCGGGCAGGAGAGUGGGUGUAAGAAAGCGAUGUAAUGCGGCCCCUGUCCGGUGCGAUGGGGGAGAAUUGGCUCAGUGGUCCACGUGGUAAUAUCCAGUGACAGUCGCUCUGGUGCAGUGCUGAGGUAAGCCAGUAUGGCCCCGCUUCGUGCAUCUCCACGUCGGUUUGAUUUUAGUGAGGAAUUUGACUGCAUUCGACAGACACUUCUUCAUUCUCAGCACCAGCGUGAUCCAAUUUCCCUUUCUUCUCCUUCCUCCCUUCAGCCGUCAGGAGAAUUGUCUUUCUCCUGCAGUUUUUCAGCGCCCUCCUCCCAUUGACCUGUGAACACAUUCAAAUUUAAACCAAAAGCGUGUGGUAAGGGUCCUGGACAACCACAGCCAAGUGCCUGAAACAUGUUAAGGUCGAUGAACCUUCCCUUAACUUUCCUCCUCUCAUCCUGUCAUUCUCUCUGCAUGAGGACGAACUUAAGAAGGCCUAAUCGCACAUCAAAGAGUUGCCCUACAUCCAAAACCAUAAGCUGUCUCUACGUAUAAGAGCUAGUCACAUAUUCAAAGGGAGGAGUUGUUCCUUUUUUUUAAUGGGAUUAUUUUAUGUUAUCAUGGAGAUCUGCUGACUAAAAUAUUGCUGAAGAUGCAAAAAAAAAAGCAAAGGCAAAGAGGUUUCUCGCGUGCAGACUUGCUAAAGAUCUCCAGGCAAGUCAGAAAGCAACUUUAUUUUCUAAUUUAGUUUCUGUCUUCACUAAGUCCACUUUCUCUUUCUUGCCGGAGGUUAUGACAUUAUUGUUGUCUGAGGAGGCCUGCGGAACAGAAUAAAGAAAGCAAUUCUCUUCAAGAAA